AUGUGUUUCGUGUUUGUGUGUGGUGAAGAUGAGACGGUGCUUUCAAGGCAACCAGCACCAGGGGCAUGCCCCUACUGUGGAGGAAUGGUGCAAGCCAUGGAUGUUGAGAGUCAGUGGACGUUCUGCUUCCUGCCUCUCUACUGGAAGACCAAGCGCAAGUUCUACUGCACCGUGUGCACUAGGCGCUUGGUAGUGCAGUGA
Molecule: messenger RNA, 201 nt
Organism: Prunus armeniaca (apricot)
Lineage: Eukaryota; Viridiplantae; Streptophyta; Magnoliopsida; Rosales; Rosaceae
Source: the annotation of a GenBank genome assembly